CCCGCCCCCACAGGAAAGAAAAGAGCGAAUCAGGUGACGCGAGCCCCAGAGGUUCUGGAGGCCGAAGUCUGCGGGCCGCAGUCUGAGCGCCACGGUGGGAUCCAGCAUAUAAAGUUGAUAAGAGCAGAGCAUAUUUGAGCAGGUUCUGAGGCGCUGAGUCUAAAGCAAUGCUUCUGAAGAUAGUGCUCUUGCUGGCCCUGGUGGCCCAGGUGCUGGUGCUGGAUAACGGGCUCCUGCGGACACCCCCCAUGGGCUGGCUGUCCUGGGAACGCUUCCGUUGUAACAUAGACUGUGACGAGGACCCAAAGAACUGCAUCAGUGAGCGCCUCAUCAUGGAGAUGGCUGACCGGCUGGCAAAGGACGGAUGGCGGGACCUGGGCUAUGUCUACCUCAACAUCGAUGACUGCUGGAUUGGUGGGCGCGAUGCCAAAGGCUGCCUGAUGCCUGAUUCCAAGCGUUUCCCCCAUGGCAUUGCCUUCCUGGCUGACUAUGCUCACUCCCUGGGCCUGAAGCUGGGCAUCUAUGAGGACAUGGGCAACUUAACCUGCAUGGGUUACCCGGGCACCACACUAGACAGAGUGGAGCAGGAUGCCCAAACCUUCGCCGAGUGGAAGGUGGACAUGCUCAAGCUAGAUGGCUGCUUCUCAACCGCAGAGGAUCGGGCCAAAGGGUACCCCAUGAUGGCUGCUGCACUAAAUGCCACGGGCCGCCCCAUCGCCUUCUCCUGCAGCUGGCCAGCCUACGAAGGAGGCCUUCCCCCCAAGGUGAACUACAGUCUGCUGGCUGACAUCUGCAACCUGUGGCGUAACUAUGAUGACAUCCAGGACUCCUGGAAGGACGUGCUGUCUAUCCUGGACUGGUUUGUGCUCCACCAGGACGUUCUGCAGCCGGUCGCCGGCCCUGGGCACUGGAAUGACCCAGACAUGCUGAUCAUUGGGAACUUUGGCCUCAGCUUUGAGCAAGCCCGGGCCCAGAUGGCCCUGUGGACGGUGCUGGCGGCCCCCCUCUUCAUGUCCACAGACCUGCGUACCAUCUCCCCCCAGAAUGUGGACAUUCUGCAGAAUUCACUCAUGAUCAAAAUCAACCAGGAUCCCUUAGGCAUCCAGGGACGCAGGAUCCUUAAGGAAAAAUCCAAAAUUGAAGUGUUCAGACGGCCCCUGUCUGAUGAGGCCAGUGCCCUGGUGUUCUUCAGCCGCAGGACAGACAUGCCUUACCGCUACCGCUCGUCCCUGGGCCAGCUGCAGUUCCCCAGGUCAAGAGUGUAUGAGGCCCAAGAUGUCUUCUCGGGUGAAAUCAUUACAGACCUCCGGGAUGAAACCAACCUCACAGUGAUCAUCAACCCUUCGGGGGUGGUGAUGUGGUACGUGUAUCCCAUCAAGAGCCUGAAGAUACCCAAGCAGAGGUCCCAGCAGUGAGGAGACAUGGCAGAUGACAG
Messenger RNA from Fukomys damarensis (Damara mole-rat), 1435 nucleotides. It is a transcript of the gene Naga, whose product is annotated as alpha-N-acetylgalactosaminidase. Gene Ontology annotation, molecular function: alpha-galactosidase activity. The coding region runs from base 168 to 1415 and encodes 415 amino acids. NCBI's taxonomy places the organism in Eukaryota, Metazoa, Chordata, Mammalia, Rodentia, Bathyergidae. The transcript is spliced from 10 exons. Gene Ontology annotation, biological process: glycoside catabolic process; glycosylceramide catabolic process; oligosaccharide metabolic process. The record is from RefSeq and is a predicted model, not a curated record. Gene Ontology annotation, cellular component: cytoplasm.